AUGGGAUAUAAGAUAUAUUCUAACUCUGACUUAGUUCAAACAGUAACAUGGGCAAACUAUGAAUGGUUCGCUUUAAGAAACUCAGUACAACCACAAGCUAGAGAACAAACAGACCAGUAUGCAACUAUUGAGAAAAUAAGAAGACUUGACCCUAAGGUUCCAGGAGUUUAUGUUAACCUUUCUGGUUCAGAUGGAACUGCUGCCACUAAAGUAAAACUGAAACUUAGAGUUCCUUUGUCAUCUUUCCUCAUCUUCAGGUUUUUAAGAUACUUACCAAACUGGGCAGGAAAAAUUUCUAUCGAACUUACUCCAAGCAAAAAUAACUUAGUCAUUGCACCAACACAAGACCCAUUCACUAUUACAGACGUAAAGGGAACAAAUCAAACGUCAUUCGCCGAAUUUUGCAAAGACAAAGUUGACUUAGACUUUGGUUUCUCAAACUUCAACAAUGAAGUAAACUAUUAUUUCAAUGCUGCUGGAACUGCUUGGGACCCAGUUAAGUUCACAUGCGAAAAGUUUGAAUGCAAGAGAAUAGAAAGCAGACUUGCAGUCUAUAUGUUGGACCCAGAUAUUUCAAAUGCUUUAGCUGCCAAAUAUAUUGCAGUUCCACUUAUGUUCCCUAUACACCAAAUAUCUGUCAAAGACUUUGCAGGUGAAGUUGGAAACCAAAAUCCAGGAGCCGCAGGUGCAAGAACAGAUAUUGCUUUAACAACUGCAAUGAAACAUGCAGAUACUAUGUUUGUACUGUUCAGACGAACUAUAAAUGACUAUUCUUGUUUCUACAACCCUGGUAUUAAAUAUCAUAUAAACAUAGAUGGUAAAUAUUAUCCAAGAGAAGAAUAUUCUACAGUUGAGGAUAUGAGGUCAUACAACUUGACAUUAGAUGCUAUGAACUUUAACAACAACUUCACAACAACUAUUAACCCUGAAAUGCAAAGUUCUAUUAUGCCAUAUGUGAAAGUAUGGACUCAUACAGAA
Molecule: messenger RNA, 978 nt
Organism: Trichomonas vaginalis G3
Lineage: Eukaryota; Parabasalia; Trichomonadida; Trichomonadidae
Product: protein of unknown function, DUF4106 family
Exons: 1
Source: RefSeq, a predicted model, not a curated record